Messenger RNA from Photinus pyralis (common eastern firefly), 1810 nucleotides. RefSeq lists its product as uncharacterized. NCBI's taxonomy places the organism in Eukaryota, Metazoa, Arthropoda, Insecta, Coleoptera, Lampyridae. The record is from RefSeq and is a predicted model, not a curated record. The coding region runs from base 36 to 1103 and encodes 355 amino acids. The transcript has 3 exons.
UCUAAAUCUCUUGUCUGUUUUAGAUAUUGGAGAUAAUGAACGCUGUAAUGCCCACCGCCUACGUAAUCAACACGGGUUACUGGGUCUACUAUUCAUCAUCCAACCGAACCCCUCUAUGCGUCUGUCGGCGUUUCGGACUGCAUUGUACCCACAAAUCGAAUGCGACUCACUGGCUUAACCUCGAGACCAGUCCAGAGAUUCGACUGACACCUCUUUCGGCAAACGUAACCGGAAAAUAUAUCCCGGUGGAUUUUAACGUUAAGGUAGUGCCGGUUGCUAGUGACAUCUUGAGGUCUUACGAUGUCUCGCUUCGAAUGAUGGUGGAAGAGUUCCAAAAGCAAAAUGUGCCCGGCGCUCUUCAAGUACCGAACCGCUAUCUUAUUAACGCCGAGCUAAGAUACCUCUUUUCGCCAGAAUUCUAUCCACACGACGGUAGACCGGUGAACUUCUCACCUCAUCCUCUCGCGCACAUAUUCUACGGAAAGUACUUGCCAACGUUGAGCACUUACCGUGAUACGAUCGAUUCGCAAUUCCAUACCCAUUUCAGGAACACUCUCGUGUUAAGCAUGCUUCCGUCGAUGUCCAUCGUACCCUACGGACCCACAACCGGCGUUGACAACUCGUACGCGCCAAGCCGACGCAGAAAUCCUUUCCGUCUUCACGUGUACAACGAAAUGCGUUUCUGGUUCGAAAAAGGCGGCGCAGACGAAAACGCACGCAAACGUAGCAAGGUUCCAAGAAAGGUCGCACAAGCCUACGCCGAAACCCAUCGUCGCUGUGCUCCCGUUCACGAGGAGAACGUUCAAUUCGAGCCCAAGCCGAGAACCAAGAAGGCCGAAAUAAGAAACACCGCUGUCCAAAACGAUUCGAAACUAUUUUUGGAAACGGGCUUCGGCGUCAACCCCUCGACCACCACCGCGGCCUCUAAUUCCACGUACGAUGAUUCGACACGAUUUUUCAGGGAUGGCGGUCUCAAUGCCGAGGAGGUCGAAAAAUAUUUCAAUCAAACAGAACAAAAUGCCUCGAACACUGAGCACGCCUUCUCAGGAUUUGAUUACAGUUUCAGCGAUGUUAUCAACAAUUUGCUUGCAAAUUCCUUUUAACAAAUACGUUAUUUUACAAUACGUCUUUUUUUGCUUCAUAGGUCAACUAGUUUCCAGAAAAUUUACACAUACUCGAACGUGUCAAAUUUGUAUUGAAGAGGGAUGAAUCUGAUCCAAUUAAGUUGCCAGCGCCUUCAAAAGCUCCCGUCAGAUCUAAAUUCGAUUUGGUAUCCUUCAUUGUAAAAAGGCGUGUAUGCACUGGGUAUCGAAGGCUACUAUUUCCACCUUUUCGAUUUGAAGCUAUGCUAGACUUCCAGUUUCUCUUGAAUCCAAGCCGCGAGGGAAAUCACGCCCUUUGUGUGCCAUUGAAAUUAAAUUUGAGCCACUUUCAACGCAAAUUUGACAUGUCUUUGUUAAUUUUCCGGAAAAUAAUGUAGCAGGGGUGUAGAUUUUAGUUGGGGCAUCUUGUAGUUAGUUAAUUAUUAUAUAGCUUUGUAUUGUUUCAUUAGUUAUUCGCAUUUUAUGAUUUUUUAAGAAUCAUAUCUUAAUUAAAGAAAAUGGGGUAAAUAAAGUCCGUGGGACUUCAAAUUAAAAACAAUUCUUGAGAAUUGUGAACGGUUGCUCAUCGCAACUGGGGAUUUAUAAUAUCUAAAUACACAAUAAGGGUAAUUCAUAUCAAUAUCGCAUGUAGAAAGUAGAAGGGAAUUAGUUGUAGAGCUUAAAAUGUUAUUUGAAAAAUAAAUAAAACAUAAUCCUCACGCUUCAAA